Molecule: messenger RNA, 531 nt
Organism: Cladocopium goreaui
Lineage: Eukaryota; Dinophyceae; Suessiales; Symbiodiniaceae
Source: the annotation of a GenBank genome assembly
AUGUGGUCCUAUUGCUGCUCUGAGACGACAACUGGUGUGCUUGAUGCUGGAAGCACAUUGCCAGAAGAUAAAGGCUUUGUGAGGUCAGUGGAUACCAUUGGCCGCCGAUGGGGCGAAGGUCCUGUGGUGUCGAGGCGUUGCAACUGUAAAGCUGAUAACGAGGAGUCAACUGAUAACUCGGAGUCGGACAGCGAGGAGUCGCCUGGCACUACCCUUUACCUCCGGGAGAACAACGCCAGCCGGGAGUUUGCGUCAGCCUCGUGGAGGGAGAAUGCCAAGAAGAAACACCAGCUAGGUCCUCCAGAUACACAACUCUUCGCGAGUGGCCUAGCAACCCUGACUUCACAGCUCCCGCAGAAGUCGCAUCCAACGUGGAUCACUAUGAAGGAACGGCUGAAAAGGGUGAGCAUGGAAGUGAAGUUAUCAGUUGACCAGACCAAACUCUGGUUCCAGGUGCAUGCUGUUUCAAUUUGUGCAUCGCCCUUGGUAGCCUUCAGUUUUUUUUUGAAUUUUGUUCAACUGGUUCGGUGA